This is a messenger RNA of Belonocnema kinseyi, 1051 nucleotides long. RefSeq names its product UPF0602 protein C4orf47 homolog. The transcript is spliced from 4 exons. The coding region runs from base 66 to 965 and encodes 299 amino acids. Gene Ontology annotation, cellular component: centrosome. The record is from RefSeq and is a predicted model, not a curated record. Lineage: Eukaryota; Metazoa; Arthropoda; Insecta; Hymenoptera; Cynipidae.
GGGUUGGAGAGGAUUAAUAUAAUUUAUAUCAAGUAGAGUGAUAGAAGAAUCAGUGAUGAUUAAGAAUGGACAAGGGGAUUGGAGGAUCUGUUGGCAGCCACUUCGGAAAAGUCGAUCUUGAUCGAGUUGGAUUUUUCGACGACCCACCUCCUGGUCCAUUCAACAAAUACGUAAAGCCCUUCGAAUUACGAGAUGGCGUCGCAAAAGGGCGGCAAAUGUUGUGUGGCCAGCCAGGCGAUUUAUUCGAGAAAGAAUUUAAACGUAUUUUCCGCGGCGAAGCGCUCACGGAACCUUCGCGUGACGAAGCCAAAGUCAAGCUUAAGAACAAGAAAAGAGGCCGUCAUCUCAUCCCAACAUCUGGUGCAAAGAAGCAUUCAACUCCAGGUGACUGGUUUGGAUGCUUUGGGGAAAAACCAUCUCACUUCAGUCCUGAAUUAAGAAAGUCAGCAACGAAGAAGGAGCCAGCUAAUUUUAAAACUAAACCGAAUCCACUUGGGGGACCUGGAUAUGUAGACAUAUGCCUUAACCCGUAUCCAAAAUACGCAAAUGAGCCAUACGAUCCUGUGAACGUCGAUCGAAAGAAGGCAACCAAAGUUGGAAAGUUUAUUUCAACAAGUUCGCCUUUGGACUUCUUUCCACCAAAUCCGUAUCAUUCAACAAAAAUUGGACCUACUUAUGUACGACCUCAUAAGAAGCUGGGUAAGGUUAUUGGCACUGGUCGGAUUUACGUCCCGUUUCCAAAAAACCCUGGAGGAUCGCAUGCUGGUUGUUUUAGUGAAUAUCCAAAAUACAUAAGCGAACUAUACCAACCAAAAAUAAGAAAGAGUCAACGAGAACCGAGGUGGAUAGGGGGAGCUCCUGACUUGAGAUCGAAAUAUACUAGCAGUAUCAUUAAUCAGGUGACCCAAGUUUCCUGUAAUGCUAGCAAUUACAUGGAAUACCAGGCAAAGGUAUAUCCCCUCUAGUAUUGAAAAGGAAGUAGCUAACAUUAGUUCAUGGCCUCUGGGUUUGGUGAUUUAGUGCUGAAUCUCAUCCCAUUUAAAUACUUUGU